Messenger RNA from Aphis gossypii (cotton aphid), 1555 nucleotides. RefSeq names its product deoxynucleoside kinase. Gene Ontology annotation, cellular component: mitochondrion; cytoplasm. NCBI's taxonomy places the organism in Eukaryota, Metazoa, Arthropoda, Insecta, Hemiptera, Aphididae. The transcript has 5 exons. The record is from RefSeq and is a predicted model, not a curated record. Gene Ontology annotation, molecular function: deoxynucleoside kinase activity. The coding region runs from base 62 to 1054 and encodes 330 amino acids.
AAUAAGCUCACAGCAAUAACAACCAGUCAGGGGGGACAACACGUUUUGGCGGUUAAAAGCGAUGAAUUCGUUGUGUUUGUGUUGCCGCUCCCGCGGACUGUCGACAACGACUACGACGUCAUUGCUCCGUUGCGCCCCGCCGCUUUCGCGCCAUCGCGUUCAACCGUCGAACACGUCUCUCCGUUGUCCCGGUCGACUACCGUACGACGUCAACGACAUUGCCGCUGAGUUUAUUUCCAAGACUCGAGCAGACAUGGCCGUCAACGAAUACUGCAACCGGCCGUACACGGUGUUCGUCGAGGGAAACGUGGGUAGUGGAAAAACUACAUUCUUGGAACAAUUCGCAAACUGCCCGAAUGUGUUCCUCGCCAAGGAACCUGUGCACAAGUGGCAGGACGUGCAGGGCCACAACUUUUUGGGCCUGAUGUACGAGGACCCGAAACGGUGGAGCUUCGCAUUCCAGUCGAUCGUGCAGAGGACCAUGUUAGAACUGCACCAGGCCAGGCCGGAACACCCGGGUCAGAACAUCAAGAUAAUGGAACGGUCUAUAUACAGUGCUCGAAAUAUAUUUGUUGAAAACUUAUACAAAGAAAAUCUUAUGGCAGCUCCUGAAUAUUCCGUGCUAGAUGCAUGGUAUAAGUGGCUAAUAGGAAAUGUUGAAAUUGAAUCUGACCUCAUAAUUUAUCUGAGGACUGAUCCUAAAGUAGCUUACCAAAGAAUCAAAACUAGGAAUAGAUUUGAAGAGAAAGAUGUUUCAUUUGAGUACAUAGAACAUCUACAUGAAUUGCAUGACAAGUGGUUAAAUGUACAUAAUACCAACAUACCAAAGAAUAUACCUGUUGUGAUUGUUGAUGCCAAUCAAAGUAUGGAUUUAGUUAGGCAACAAUUUAAAGGUAUUAGAGACCUAAUAACAAAAAAUGCUUCAGCACUUAUAGAGUCAAAAGCAAGUUCUACAAUUCCUGAAGUUGGUAAAAAUAUAAAAGACAUACAACACAUCUCAUCUAAUUGUAAAUUGAUAUCAGACUCUACCAUCGUUCCAGCUCAAAGAGUUUAAUUUAAACUUUUUUUUCUUCGUUGACUUUAGAUAUAAGACCUAUACAUUUUUUACUUUAUAUUUAUACUUAUAUUUACAUAAUAUUGAAUUAGGACAUGGGUUUCACAAGGUUUCCUACAUAUUUUCUAAUUAUAUAUAAUAUAAUACAUAUUGCAAUAUAAUCAUUUAUAAAGAAAAUCUAUAAUUUUAUAUUUGUAAAAAUCAUUAUUUAUAAAAAAAUGAAUUUUUUGUUUAAACUAUUUUACUGGUAAAUGUUACUUAUUGCACACUAGAAACACAUUUUAUUCACUAAGCACACUACUUGAAUUUGUGUGGAAGCAAAUAAAUUAGUUCCUUCAUCUGCCAAUACUAGAAUAAAGUGAAUAUUACUUUUUUUUUUUUUAUACUUGUAAAAAUGCAAUUUUCUUUAUGGAUACCAAUUUGUUAUUAGUGUUAUUACCAACCUAAUACAUGUUAAGGUCAUAGAAAUUGCUGUGAUAAAUAAAGUAAAUAUUUCAAGAA